This is a messenger RNA of Pomacea canaliculata, 1616 nucleotides long. Its product is annotated as angiopoietin-related protein 7-like. Lineage: Eukaryota; Metazoa; Mollusca; Gastropoda; Architaenioglossa; Ampullariidae. The record is from RefSeq and is a predicted model, not a curated record. The transcript is spliced from 9 exons. The coding region runs from base 58 to 1566 and encodes 502 amino acids.
CAGGCUAAAGAUAAACUCAGAGUUCAUAUAUACUCGACUGUUCACCCACUGACAGACAUGAAGACUAACAGCUGUGUUCUGUGGGACCUCAUGAUGUUGUGUUGGUUAGUUAAGACUCUGACUAUUGUGGUACUUGUAGCCGGAUCGAAUGCUGUACUUUGGUCUUCGUCCCCUCACAGCAUCUUGGCAUGCGACGGACAUGAAGUGACAAUCCCAUGGUCCUUCACGUUGAUACCCAACGAGACUGUCAUUAGCAUCACGUGGUUUGUAGAGAGAAAUGAUGGGACGAAGAACCUUUUCUCCAGCCUCACCGAGGGCGAGUUUUUCUCACCGUCCAGGCAGCACGUGCAGUUCGUGCCCAACGCCGGUCUUCGGUUGCAGAAUGUGACGGACAGCGACACAGGGGUGUACUCUGUACACGUCAGCACGCUUGACGGCGCUGGUCACGUGACCAUUAGCAACCGUUCGGCUGCAGUGCAAGUAACGGCGCCCCCAGUUCUGUCUGGGGGUCAGUUCCUAGCUCGACAUCGCUCAGCGCCAGAGAAAGAUGACGUCACGGGGGUUUGGCACGUGAUCCUGGAAUGUGGACAGUUCACAGACCGGGGUCGACCGCCGGUCACCGUCCAAUGGAGGACGCCAUCAGGAGCUGUUUAUACAGACGUCAACUACCAGGACGGUUAUUUUUACCUCCCUCUGCAAGCUGUGGAGUUAGGGAACUACACUUGCUCUGCGUCAGACGAGAGUCUAGCAGGAGGAUGUCUUGGCACUGAUUCUGAACUACUAGGGGAGGCCACUGUUAGUGUAGACCAGAACGUGAAACUAGCAGUGAUGGAGGCCAAUCAAAAUGAGUUGAUUAGAGAGGGACAGAUUCUGCGACAGGAGAACCAGGAGUUGAAAUCCCAGGUCCAGAACCUCACCCAAAGGCUGAACCAGCUUGCAUCUUAUCACCAAGCCACGUGUCUGGAUAUAAGAAAUCGUGGAGAUGUGUCCGGCGUGUACACUCUUUACCAAGGCAAUUCGACAAUAACGGCUUACUGCGAUCAGGACACUGAUGGAGGAGGCUGGACUGUUUUCCAGCGACGACAGGACGGCUCGGUUGAUUUCUUUCGAAACUGGACAGACUACCGAAACGGCUUUGGUGAUUUGAACGGGGAGUUCUGGCUGGGUCUGGACAACCUACACACUCUCACAUCAUUGAGACACUACGAGCUGCGGGUGGACCUCGAAGCGUUUAACGGAACUCGGGCGUUUGCAGGUUACCGGGGUUUCAGGAUUGGGGAUGUUGGCACCAAUUAUACCUUGUACUUUGAUGAUUUUCUGGGCGGAAACGCAGGUGACAGUCUGACAUACCACAAAGGACACGGGUUCAUGACCAAGGACUAUGGAGACUCACACAGGUGCGCCGGAGAUUACCAUGGAGCCUGGUGGUAUGAUAAUUGUUUCGACUCUAACCUCAAUGGCAUCUACAUACCAACAGGCGUAUCGCCAACAUAUGAUGGAAUCAAGUGGAGCAGUUUUACAAAUGUUUCGCUGAAACGGACAGAAAUGAAAAUACGACCUAUGUAGAGAAAAGUUUCUUGGUCAUACUUUGCCAUCGGUUUUGUUAUUAAAACUGA